Molecule: messenger RNA, 1981 nt
Organism: Schizosaccharomyces cryophilus OY26
Lineage: Eukaryota; Fungi; Ascomycota; Schizosaccharomycetes; Schizosaccharomycetales; Schizosaccharomycetaceae
Product: pescadillo-family BRCT domain-containing protein
Exons: 3
Coding region: 52-1881 (609 amino acids)
Biological process (GO): ribosome biogenesis; maturation of LSU-rRNA from tricistronic rRNA transcript (SSU-rRNA, 5.8S rRNA, LSU-rRNA)
Cellular component (GO): PeBoW complex; nucleolus
Molecular function (GO): RNA binding
Source: RefSeq, a predicted model, not a curated record
UUUUUCUUGCCCACUCCCUUUUACACAAAGUCAAGACACUUUUCCUACAAUAUGGGAAAAAUCAAGCAGAAAGGGAAAUCUGGAGCUGCUCGUGUAUAUAUCACGAGGAACCAAGCUUUAAAAAAGCUUCAGGUAACUCUUGCUGACUUUCGUCGCAUUUGUAUUUUAAAGGGUGUUUAUCCUCGUGAACCAAAAAACAAAAAGAAGGCUAAUAAGGGGUCCACUGCUCCCGUUACGUUUUACUAUACCAAGGACAUUCAGUAUUUGCUUCAUGAACCAAUUGUCCAGAAGUUCCGCGAGUACAAGACAUUUGUGCGUAAAUUAAGCAAAGCAAUUGGUAAAGGAGAAUUGGACACUGCGAAGCGUCUUGAAAACAAUAAGCCCGUUUAUCAUUUAGACCAUAUUAUCAAAGAGCGUUAUCCCACCUUCCAUGACGCUAUAAAGGACAUUGAUGAUGCUUUAAGUAUGCUUUUUCUGUUUUCUACCAUGCCCGUUACAGACAAAAUUGGUGCAGCAACCGUAGCCAAUUGCGAACGUCUUUGUGCUGAAUUCCAACAAUAUGUAAUCCGUAACCACAGUCUCCGCAAGACGUUCUUGUCAAUCAAAGGUAUUUACUAUCAAGCUGAUAUUUUUGGUGUUGAUGUUACUUGGAUAGUUCCCUACAAGUUUUCCCAAAACGUUCCUACUGAUGUGGAUUUCCGUAUCAUGCACACAUUCCUCGAGUUUUACCAGUCUUUAAUGGGAUUUGUCAACUUUAAGCUAUUCAGCAGUGCUGGACUUCGUUAUCCCCCUAAGUUGGAUGUUGCUAAGAUUGAGUCCGCUGCUGGUCUUGCCGCCUAUGAUUUAGAAGAAUCCAAUUCCCUUCCUGCUAUUGCACAUGGAGACAAUAAGGAAGCUCGUAAACGUAUUGCUAGUCUAGGCCAUAAGAUUGGUGAUAUAGUUGAGAAUGAUUCUAAAACGGAUGAGCGGCCCGAACAGGAGGUUGCUGAGACAAGUGGUACGACAGUGGAGAAUGGCGAAGAUGAAAAGUUGGAUGAAUUUAAAUCCAUCGAUGAAGAUACUUCGGAUGCAGCUUCUAAAGUCAACACUCAAGUUUCUUCCGUUAAUACGUCGUUACUUUCCCCUUUUACUUUCUACCUUUCUCGAGAAGUUCCUCGCUUUUCUUUGGAGUUUGUAAUUCGUGCUUUUGGCGGCAAAGUUGCUUGGGACCCUGUUCUUGGUGCUGGAUCUCCAUAUGCUGAAUCUGACCCAGUAAUUACUCAUCACAUAAGUGACCGUCCUCACCUUGCUCAGAAAUACGAGGGUCGUGUCUACAUUCAGCCUCAAUGGGUUUACGAUUCAGUGAACAAGGGUCAUUUGGAAAGAACGGAUCUCUAUGUUCCUGGAGCAACCCUCCCUCCCCAUCUUAGUCCAUUCGUCAAGGUUAGCGAAAAUGACUAUAACCCUGAAGAUGAAGUAUCAGCUGGCGAAGAAGAGGAAGAAGAAGAUGUCGAAGCUAAUGAAGACAAGAAGGCUAUUGAGGCUCCAGAAAAAGAGAGAGUUGAAGAACCUACUGCUGAUGUUGAAGAAGAUGAGACCGAAAAGGCCGAACUUGAACAUCAACGAGAACUUGAAGCUGAAGCUGCUGGUGUUGAAUAUUCUGAAUACAUUAAGAACAGUAAGCCUUCCAAGUCUAAGAAGCGUUCUCGCGAUACCAUGAACGCGGAUCAGAAAGACGAGAAAGAAGCUAAGGAGCUCUCUAAGAUGAUGAUGAGCAACAAACAAAGAAAACUUUACAACAAGCUGGAAAAUGCCAAUGUUAAGAAGGAAAACUACAACAAUAGUCUUCGUAAUAAAAAGAAGAAUAUUGAGAAGAACAAAAAGGCAAAGGCUGAUAAAUAGAGGGUUGUUUUUUAAUUACGGUACAUAGUAAUACAAUUUGGAAAUUUUUUGGGUUAUAUGGAUGUUCAUUAGCAUAUCAAUAAUAAAUAUUCGACUCUAC